GCUGUUACAUAAGCAUUGAGCAAAAUGCUUGGAAGUAUCGGAGCAGUGAGGCGUGCUGUAUGCACAAAAAAAAAAAAGACAUCAUUCCUAAUUGCUAGGCUGGAGCCAUCACAACUUCAGCAUUUCUGCGCAGCUUAUCAUCAUGAGACUAUUUUAUGUCCACUGCAGGACAAAGGCCUCGCCCUGCGAUCCCCAAUUGCCCCUGUCCUGCGCCAACCGAUUCCAACUUGUGCAGCUUGUACUACAUUGCAACACUAAGCUACUGCAAUGGUUACCUUGGUUAGUAGAAGUGCAACACAUAGUGCAGUAAGCUGUGCACUUGGCGACUACCACUACUAAUAAUGGUACGACCUUGCAUUGGUCUCGUGCAAUUGGUGCAAGUAGUGUGGCUAUGCUCGAAUCUGUGUAUACAACAACCUUUACCAAGAGCACGUGCAACACGGAAUGUUUUAUGACGGUGUGAACAGUUAUUUCGCCGUAUGCCAUAACGUUAACCUACUGCGCGUGCCCGGGAUACCGAAACUGCUCUCGAUCGCCGGUUACCGUGCACGUGUCUAUUCUACGGUGGCAACACGGCAGCUUUCUAGGAAGGCAGUGCCUCGUGUUAUUCGUCACGGCAAGAAAUCAACGGUAAAAUCGCGCAUUCUGUGGCUGUAUAUCCCAGUUUAGCUUUCCUCAGCGUUAUUGCCCCGGACGCUUUCGAGUCUACCUGCCCGGACUGCGGCUCGGUUAGCAGCCUAGAACACAUGCUCUGGCGGUGCCCCUCGUUACGGGGACCCAGUAAAGUCACCGAGGAGAAGUGGAGCUCUGCCAUCAAGAGUUCCGAUCUUCUCCCACAACUCCGGGCUGUCCAAAGAGUCCGCGAUGCGGCGGUGAGGCUAGGCCAUAUGGCUAGGACUCUCCGUCCCCACGUGGGAGCGGCCCGCGGUGCUGCCCGUGCUGCUCCAUGUGCGGCGCUUCUCAGAACCCUUUAUUAAAGUUAUUUGUCUGUCCGUGUGUCUGUGGCUGCACCGAAUGUUGCAUCCGAAAAUGUCUUCGUCCACUUCCGACACACUGCGCUGUACGAAGUUGGCAAUAAUUGGUGAAAAAUAAUCGACUACGUAAACGAGAAUGGACAAGAUGAUAUUGAUGAUAUUUUAGAAUUUUUGAAACCUCGUACGGGCUGUGCUAGCCGUAGUAGAUUGUGGUGCAGUGCACAUCAUUGGUUUCGACUGAAGUGAAUGUUGGAAGAACUCGUAUUUCAGUCUGCUCACUAUUAUUUCUACGGCGAUACAAGUGCCGUCUCAGGAAUCCCAGUUGUGUGCAUUUCGGUUUCCUUCCGGGUAGCCAUUCCGGUGCCGUGGGUACGCGGCAUAGAAUAGUUGGCAGGGAAAAUGUGGAUGAAGAAGAAGGAGGCAGGAAGAGGUAUGGCUCCCAGGCGCAUCUGGACCGGUUAAAGUUCGCUCGAUGCCGUACUAAGAGGAGUCGCAGAAUACCUAUAUACAUUUGGAGGGCCCGCCGAGCACAUCGUAUGUGGCGGCUGUUGCAGUCGCAAUGAGCACCCUUGAUUCUGCAUAAGCGGAGCGGUAACUCGUCGCCGACUUCGCGCUUGCCGGCGAUGGCAUCGAAGGCGCAGUCGCGCAGGAGGCGCGACGGCGACUCGUCGUCGACACCGUCCAGCAGCAGCACCUCGGACAGCACGUCUACGACCAUGUUCGACGUGACGAAGGCUGUUUUCACGACGACGACGACUUCAGAAGAGGACGAAAGCAGCCGUCAGGUUGUCCAAAAAUCCAGCUCUAAAAUUGAGGUGAAUCUGCAGCAGGACCCUGCGGCUAUGGGUGUCACUUCCCAGUCACUUCCAGGACCAUCGGCAUUCAAUGUGUUUUUGCCCAUGGGGCGUUCUGUGCCGGUUACGUUCACUGACCAGGGAAUCUGUAUUCCUGGCUACAAUGCUCCUGCGGCUGCAAUGGAAUCUGAAGAGGAGGUAACCACUUCCAUGACCACUACAGAGCAGCAGCAGCAAGCGCAAGGUGCUCCUGUAGCUGGCAUUUUCCAGUUGCUUCCUGCCGGGUCAUAUCUGCCUACAUUUGUCAACAUGGAACAGCUAGAAGAUGAAGAAAAUGAGUGUGACGAGGAUGAGAAGCCAACGGAAGAAUAUGAUGAGGUGCAAGAAGAAGCAGGAGCAGCAGCUGGCAUUGUCGAGGCUACUGUUCACGAGAGAGAAAUGUUUGUUCAAAUGCAGGGGCCACUGCAGGGAGAGACAAUGGGCACCAUAGGUUGGCCACAACCGGCAGCACCGACCUUUUCACCUCUACUGAUGCCGCCGCCAAUGUCGCCAACAAUGUCACCACCUGUGCCACAAACACUGCCACCACCAAUGUAUGCCAGUAUGCAAGCAGCUCAGAGCUACAUGCCACAGCAGUACGGCAUGCUACCACCCUUUGGAUGGCAAGCACAGACGAUGCAGAGUCAAGACCAAGCUCAGGCUUAUGGCCAGUCAUUCGGCAUGAUGCCACAGCAGGCACAGUGGCCAGCGUAUCAACCAUUUUGGCCGGGAAUGCAGUGGCAGUUGGGGCAGUCACAGUGGUUGCAGAGCCAAUACAUGCAAGAAGGUUCCCAAAUGGUUCAACAGCAGCAACAGCAACAGCAGCCCCAACAGGAGCCCAUUACGGGCCAGCUGCAGCAAGAUAUUCUUUUGUCACGUAAGAGAGGUCAAUCACCUACACGUUUGUCAGGGAGGGUUCGCAGUAUGUCGUUACCUUGCCGAAUAUCUAGGGAGGGGCUGCCUUCACAGACGACGUCUCUGACAGAAGUAGAGGUGCAAGCGCAUGUUGGCUCACUGCCUUGUACAGUUCACCGAGUUCUGUCAACACAGACCUCCCUGCAACAUAUUGAACGAAAAUGUGUUAGUGCAGAAUCGAUGACGUAUGUAGAUACAUUUGACAAGCUGCCUGGAAAGGAGGGCAGAAUUGAGGUCUCCCAAGUGAUACAUGUGUCAUCUGACCAGCUGGCUACAGAUGCUACACAUACUACGCAGGCAACAUUGAGAACAGAGACCUGUCCUACAAUACAAGAGCUUCAAAGUAAAAAGGUGCUGCUUGGACAUCAUGCAGCUAAUGUGCCUGAUGUGCCUACAAACAUUUCCUCACAAGAGGAGUUGAGAGGACAAAGACUUGAACCACAUUGUGUGUCUCGGGGAGCUCAGAUGACCUCUGUAGUUAGUGCUGCUGGAACUGCCUGUGCAGAUGGAACGACACAGAUUUCAACAAGCCCACUACGGGUGCUUGUUUCUGAAGUGCCAUACAAACAGACCGGAAAUCAGGCAGUUCAGACAUUAUCCUUUGAAUCUGUGACCACAUUACCUGGUCAUGCCACUCGGACAAUUUCAUUUGGACAACACAGUGGAGGGAUUCAGACUGACGUGCUCACCCAUUCAACCUCUGUUCCUACACUAACUGUUGGCUUGAAUCCUCAGCAGCAACGACAUUUCACUGCACAGCAUGGAGGUGUUUUCCAGCCUUCCCAAGAGCCACUAAUGCUGCCUGAAAGACCACGUUGUGAUAUUGAGGUACAGUGUAACUAUGAGCCCUUUGUCCACACUACAACAAACAUUGCUGCGGUGAAAGUAGAGCAGAAGUAUGAGCCUUUUGGUGGACAUCAAGAAGCCUUUGUUCAGCGUAAUUAUGAACCCUUUGAUGCAGUAGCUAAAGAUAUCACAACUACUCCAAGGCCUUUGCAUGAUAUUGAAGUGCAAAUCGGGCAUGAUCCUGUUAAAGACUUCACAAAGGACAUUCAAGCUCAAUCUGAGCAGCCAGUGCAUGACUUUGGCAUUCAGUGUGUAUACGAACCUGACAGUGUGACGACGAGGACCAUUUUCAGAGCUGAGAGAAGACCUAUGCAUGAUUUUGAGCAGCAGCAUAAUUAUGAUCAGGUGGACUGGCACGCAAGAGAUGUUUACACAGUUCAGGAGCGGCCAAUGCAAGACAUUGGGCAGCAACAUGUUUGUGAUCAGAAAAACUAUAGUGCAAAAAGUAUCUAUGCUGUCCAAAGCAUGGCAAUGCAAGACUUCGGAGUGCAGCAUGAUGUUCCUGUCACUGUGUCCCCACCACCCACAACAGCGCACGUCUUAUAUGGAAUGGUAGGAAUGGGUGUUGGUGACAGUAGGCCACAGAGCGUUGUUGAAGGCCAUCGCAGAUUUCCUCAGAGACCUGUGUCCCGUGUCCGAUCAAGGCCAUCAGUGAGCAGCUGUGCAUCAUCUGUUUUUAUGUUUGGCCAUUUGGAUCUUCCUUGCAUGGCAAAUGCUGGCACCCAAGCUGGUGAGAUGGGUCGCCACCGUCUGUCACCGACAUUUGCUGUCUCAGCUCCAAGAGCAGAGGCAGCCUCAUACCCAUGCAUUGCUGUCUGCUCAAGGAACACUGUGAGCCAUCCCUGCACCCUGAACGUCAGCAGCUAUCCAGGGCGUCUUUCCCAAAGUGCUCAGACAAGGGACGCAAUCUUUCAGACAGAGGAACCAGUUGCAGUCAGGGCUCCUACCAUAGAUGCAAGGUCCCGGUCACUCUCUAGGGAACCUGCUACAAGAACACCACUUAGAGAGGCAGCUGUGCAGACCUUUGCGGGACCACCAGCACCACGUACCAUGUCACCACCCUCGUCACCUUCAUACCAUCCUGGUCCAUUUGGAACGUCCCCGUUGGGCUCUUCACAAUGCACCUCACCUGCUCGAGAUGCAGGUCUCCAAACUGAGGGAUUUGCUGAUGCACGUAGAAGUCCUUUUGGAGGGCCUUUCCAACAUGACGAGCUUGUUGGGCAACUGGCUGAAGCUACCAGAGGUCUUGGGCAUGGCAUAAUGAUCCAGGCGAGUUCUCAGGCACCAGCUGCUGCUUGUGCCUGGGGUCCCUCGAAAUCUCAGUACACCAGUGCAGCAGCAGCGGCAGCAACUAUGACGGAAGUGUAUCCAUGUGGCCAUUUGCCCCAAGUGUUGCAGAUGAGAGAGACACCUCCAAGCCCUCCCCCACUUUCACCACCCCCUCAUUCACCCUCUCCAUGCCCCUGUUUAGCAGGCCAUGGCUGGACCCCAGUUGUGGUGGAACACAAAAUUGGCGUCGGUGGAAACUUGGCACAGCUCCUGACGUUGAGGAAGCAGCAAGGCCUCACUCCUGAGCAGCCUGUCCUGGAAGAAAAGGGCACUUCCGAGGGGCUCCUUGCAGGACCUGUGUGGGGCUCAGCUGACGGCGAGCAGGAGUAUGGGGACCAAGGUAGCUCGCUGAUUGAACAGUCUUCAGGAGUAGGCGAGUACUCAGCGACUGGUGCAGUCCUUGGGGCUGCCGGCCUUGUGCCAGAUGCCUCAGGUGUCCCAGGCACGGUCAGGAGAUCGUCUAUUGAAACAACUAGCAAUGUGACAAGAUCAACAAAAGUGGCUGCCAUACUACCUGAGGUUACCGUGGCCUGCUUUCUUCUGGCCUUACUUUUGGUACUGGUUGCAUCAGCUGCUCUUCUUUCUUGGACAACACGUCGACAUGCCCGUAUUGUUCUUGCUGGACAAACUACCAAAAAGGCUCUACAUCCCAGCAAUGCAACAUACAUCAUACCACCAUUCAGCAUUCUUCCACACGAUCGUGCUCUGCAAACCAUCGACUCGAGUCUGCACGUGAAGUUCACAGCAGGCACUGGGAGUCACACCUCACAUGGCCCUCCGUAUUCUGGUCUAACGGCACCUGGCCCAGGUAUAACGACACCUGGCCCAGGUACAUACGAACUCUGCACCACCGAGUUCUGCAUGAAAGAAGGACAGAUGCUGCGCUACUUGCUGAAUUCAGACAAGGAUCCGUGCAAGGACUUCUACGAGUAUGUGUGCAGCCAGUGGGUAUCGCAGCAACUCCCUGGUGCCUCCCACAUAGACGCUGACGGAGCCUUGGCAGCAGAGAUUGAGGCCAGGAUGAACUCAUUCCUCAAUGGCCCCGAUAUGUCAAGCAUCCGGCCUUUGUUCACAUUCUGGACCAACUGCAACCAUCAGGCACCAGUCCCACAAGACCGUGCCCUGAGCCAUAUGCGAGCACUUGGCCUGGAGCUGCCAGGUCCACGGACGCCAACGUCGCCUGAGCGCCUCAUGGUGCUUGCUGUGACGCUGGCCCAAGAGUUUGGCCUCUUUGCACUGGUUACAGUUGAGCUUGACAGUGAUCCAGAGGGCAAGGUCCAAAAUGUGCUGGCGGUUGAUGAGCCUGAACUGGCAUGGGGCCGGAUGAAGCCUCCGCUAGUCACAACUGAACGCACCAUGUACUGGGACAUGCUCAUCAGGACAGCACAGCCUCUUGCUUCACUACUGCUUUCGGAUGUCGCUGCAAUCCAGUCCGCAGCCCACAGCUUUGCACGUAUCACCAUGGCCAUGACCAAUGUCUCAGUAGCCCACCGCCACAUCUCGGACCGAAUGGGCCUGUACGAGAUGCACAGCUACCAGGAACUGAACAGGCUGCACCCGCUGCUCAACGGCCUUUUCGGGAGCAACCAAUACCUGCGGCCAUCCUCUCGGUUGCUUGUCAAGGCACCCCGCUUCGUUGACCUCGUCUACAAGCUCCUGGCCACAGACAGAAAAGCCUUGCACCAGUACAUUGUUCUACUGGCAAUGCUUCAUUUGGCUCCGUUCCUGGACGUGCCAGACGCGUCCAGUGCCUUUCUGGGAUCCCUGACGGGCGAGGCCGUGACUUGGGGGACACCGCCGCAGUGGCGUGUCUGCCUGCGCCUGGCAGAGCGCACCCUGCCCAACCUGAUGCAGGUGGCCUACGAACAGGUCUUCAAGGGAAGCCCCAUCUUUGAUGAAGUCAUGGGGGACAUCAUGGUGGAUGAAGUGCGUAAUGGCCUUGUCGAGUUCAUCGACAGUCUGAGCAUUUUGGAUGCCUGGUCCAAGAUCAUUGCCAAGAUUAAAGUUCGGGACACCAAGGUCUACACCUUCUAUCCCAUCGUUCUGGCUGACCCCAAGAACUUGAAUGCGUAUGUCAGGAAGCUGGAACGAAGUGUCACCUGGGAAGGAGACAUAAUGGAGUACUACAUACGACUUCGAGGCUUUCUGGCACAGAUGAAGGAGCAGGAUGAGACCCUCGAUUUUUUUCUGCCUAGGUGGAAGCACUCCAUCUUCGACCCUGAAUGCGUUUACUACCCACGAAGAGAUGUGGUGUAUGUUCCCGUGGGUUUCUUUAACCUAAGCGUUCCCACAAGCCCGGGAGAGAGGAUGUUCCAUGUUCCUCGUGCCGGGCCACGGCUCAUUGGCUGCUUCUUCAGGGUCAUUUUGGAGAACACUGGCCUGUACAAACCGGAGGGCCUCUGGUGGACAGAAUCGACGCGGGCUGCUUUCCAGGAGAGCAUGGCCUGUCUUGAGGAGAAGCGCGACCAGAUGGUUUUACAACAUAGAAGGAUCGAUCUGCACGAUGUGAGCAGGCGCCUCAACUUGCAAGGCCUGAGUGACAUUGAGGACAAUGUAGCUGUACGUGUCUCGGUAAAGGUGUAUGGCGACCGACUGUUUACAAACCGGUACCUCAACCGGGACUACAGGCUUCCUGGAGUAGAAAACUUGUCUUCCCGCCAGCUUUUCUUCAUCUACCUUGCCCGGAGUCACUGCGAGGCUCCCUCAGUUGAAAAAAGCAUUGAAGACAUUCGCUGCUCAUACAAGAGCAAGGGAAGAUACAGGACGAACCUGGCCUUGAGCAACAACCGUGAAUUCGCUGAUGCAUUUCAGUGUGCCUCUGGCACAGAGAUGAACCCUACGACACAGUGUUCUGUCUGGAGCUGAAGGGUCAUGUCCAUUACUUAUUUUUAUAAGUCUAGCUAGGUAUAAUAAAAUAUGCACGUGCUCUGUUGUACAGAUGCCAUAGCCAGCAAUUUAUA
Molecule: messenger RNA, 7857 nt
Organism: Dermacentor andersoni
Lineage: Eukaryota; Metazoa; Arthropoda; Arachnida; Ixodida; Ixodidae
Biological process (GO): protein processing
Cellular component (GO): plasma membrane
Molecular function (GO): metalloendopeptidase activity
Source: RefSeq, a predicted model, not a curated record